Lactuca saligna is the source of this 2628-nucleotide messenger RNA. The record is from the annotation of a GenBank genome assembly. Lineage: Eukaryota; Viridiplantae; Streptophyta; Magnoliopsida; Asterales; Asteraceae.
AUGGAGGAAAAUCAAGCUUUUCCAAAAGUCGAUGUACUCUAUAAUGGUACUUUUGUGCCUAAUUCGUUAGUGUAUUUUGCUCCACAAGUACUACGUCUGAAUGAAGAUGCAAACGAGUUUGGUUUCUCCGAUUUCAUCAAAUAUGUUGAGAAGCUUAUCGAUUUUCAGUGCAAGCAUUUGUAUUACUGUAUACCUAAAGUGAGAUUGAGUCAGGGGCUCCAAACACAACAAAAUGAAUGUGACUACUCUGAGUUUCUUGAGGUUGCAAAUGCUAACAGACAUGUGGAUGUGUAUAUUGACCAUGAUAAUGAACCUCUAUUUGAAUGGAUUCAGAAAGAAGAACCAGACGAUGAAGAACUUGUGUAUUCAGAAGAAGAUGUCGACUCUAUUUUGGCAGAUGAUGAGAACUGUGAAUAUAAAGAGGAUGAAUGUGUUACAUCAAGCAAAAGAAUCUUCAAAAGAACCUAUAAUGAUAAGUUUUUGAACAAGUUAUGUCCAGUAGUUGUUGAAAAUGAAGAUGAAAAAGGCAAUGAACUUCCAGCUGUCUACCCUAGGCAUGAUGCUACUCAGGAAUGGAGGAAGAUGAAGCCUGAACUAGGUAUGAGAUUCUCUUCUCCUGUUGAACUUAAGUCAUCUCUCAGUAACUAUGCAGUUGCACAUGGAUAUGACUUGUAUUAUGAGAAGAAUGACAAGGAUAGGUUGCUUGUAAAGUGUUGUAAAGGAAAAAGACCACAAUGCCCUUUUAGAUUGUGGGCUUCCUGGAUGAAAGAUGAACAAACAUUUCAAAUAAAGUCCCUUAGAGAAGACCAUAGUUGUUCAAGGGCAUUCAAACUUGGUUCAAUUGUUACCUAUAAGUGGAUAGGGAAACAAUUUGUCACUGAUAUUCUGGAGUCCCCUAAAAAGAGUCUGAGGAAGAUGAAAGAUAUGGUAUUUAAGUUAUUCAACAUAAAUGUUAGUGUUGGACAAUGUAGGAAUGCAAAAAGAUUUGCAUUGUGUGAAAUUGAGGGUGAUUUGAAGGAUCAUUAUUCCAAGCUGUGGGAUUAUGGAGCUGAAAUUAAAAGGGCCAACCCAGGAUCUCAUGUAGAAGUGUAUGUACAGCCCCAAAAUAACUCUAUUGUGGUGUUUGAAAGGUUUUAUGUGAGUUUUAAAGGAGUGGUUGAUGGAUGGUUAGAUGGGUGUAGGAAGGUAAUUGGGAUAGAUGGAUGUUUUCUGAAGGGCAUCUAUAAAGGGGAGCUUCUCUCAGCAGUAGGCAGGGAUGGAAACAAUAACAUUUACCCAAUAGCCUGGGCAGUAGUAAAUGUUGAGAACAUGAAUACUUGGAAGUGGUUCUUGGACAAUCUAAUGGAAUACAUAGAUGAAGGGGGAAAUGGUAAUGGAAUCACAUUGAUGUCAGAUGGACACAAGGGUGUAAUGGAGGUUGUGAAAGAAAGAUGUCCAGAAGUUGAACAUAGGUUGUGUGCUAGGCACAUCCUUGCUAACUUUUAUAAAAAAUUUAAGGGUGAGUGCUACAUUAAACCUUUUUGGAGGAAAGUAAAGGCAACUAUAAUUCCAAAAUUUGAACUUGCAAUGGAAGAAAUCAAGAGCUUUGAUGUAGGGGCAUAUGAUUAUCUCAUUAAAAGGGACCCCAACUGUUGGUCAAGGGCUUUUUUUAAGGUUAUAAUGGGAUGUGAUGCAAUGGAAAAUGGUGUGUCUGAGAGCUUUAAUGCUGCUAUUGAAGAAGCUAGAAAGAAGCCAUUGAUCACUAUGUUGGAGGACAUAAGGGUAUUUGUGAUGGAGAGAUUAUACAUGCAGAAAGGGAAAGGAUUGGGUUGGGAUUUGGCAAUUUGUCCGACUAUCAAAAGUAAACUUGGUAAACUAAAGAAUUUGAGAAGAUUCUGGGCAUCAUAUGUUAGUGGAUACAAGCAGUUUGAAGUUGUGAAAUGUAAUGAAAGGUAUGGUGUUGACUUGGAGAAGAGAGAAUGUGGAUGCAGAGAGUGGUUUACUAAAUCUGCAUUUCUUAGGGCCUAUGAGUACACCAUACAUCCCCUGAAUGAUAGUACUUUGUGGCCCCAAAUGCCUGAUUUCCACCAAAUACUACCUCCUAUUAGGAGGUGGUUACCUGGUAGGCCAUGUGUGAAAAGAAAAAGAGACCAAGUAGAAAAUGAACUCAGUGGGAACACAAGGCAUACUAUAAGUAGGGCAGGUGUUCAGCACAAAUGUACAAUUUGUAAUGAAACUGGACACAACAAAGCUACAUGUCCAAUGAGGGGUCCUUCUGAAGCAGGUCCAAGUAAAGCAAGAAAGAAGAGUAAUGCAAGAAACAGUCCUUCACAAGCAGGUCCAUGCACUCCAGCUCCAGGUGCUCCAACACAUGUCAAUCAAGAUCCUAUGACUCAAGACCGUGUCCCUAUGAAUGAAGGUCCUGUGAAUCAGGAGAAAGUGAAUGAAUUUCCUGUCAACCAAGAUCAUGUGAAUGAAGUUCAUGUGCAUGAAGAUCCUAUGAAUGAAGUACCUAUUAACAAAGAUCCUGUAAUUCCAGUACCUGUUAACCAAGUGCUUGUGAAUCUUGGUGUUAGAGUGCCUAGGAGACUUGGUGUUAGAGCAAGGAAGCCUUCAGAGAGAAUCAACAAGAUACAAAUCAGGAAGUAG